Molecule: messenger RNA, 3410 nt
Organism: Leguminivora glycinivorella
Lineage: Eukaryota; Metazoa; Arthropoda; Insecta; Lepidoptera; Tortricidae
Gene: dor
Product: vacuolar protein sorting-associated protein 18 homolog
Exons: 10
Coding region: 199-3120 (973 amino acids)
Biological process (GO): organelle fusion; intracellular protein transport; endosome to lysosome transport
Cellular component (GO): endosome; HOPS complex
Molecular function (GO): protein binding; protein-macromolecule adaptor activity
Source: RefSeq, a predicted model, not a curated record
UCCAAAUAAAAGAGGUGUUUCUUUUGUAAUGCAGAAAAAAUAUUUCAAUAUAUUCUAAAGUUAUAGUGGUAAUUCACUGUUGAGAAUGUACAUUUCCGUAUGUUAAUAUAGUACUCUAAAUAUCAUAUACAUUAUUUGUGUUAAUAUUAAGAAAGGGGCGAAUAAGUCGAAGCAACUGAUAAGUGCCUCGUAGCCAAAAUGACUUCGAUAAUUGAUCAAAUGGAGCAGCACUCCCAAGUUUCGACGAGGUUCCCGGGGCCGGAGCCCAUGACGUCCUCGGGCUUCAUCAACAUGCAGCUGGAGGACAACACGCCCAUGUUCUCCAAGCAGAAGAUGAAGUUCAACCCUACUGACUCGAUCACCCACGUAGCGGUGGCGAGUGAUUAUCUCGUGUUGGCCAUGGCUAAUGGGAAACUGUUCCGCAUGGACUUGAAAAGGCCUGAUCAAAAUGAGGAACUCCAAUAUUCAAAGUUCGUCCAACCAAACACUCGCCUCACCGGAAUAUUCCUCGACCCACUAGGCUACCACCUGCUCCUGGCAUUCGCCGCCAGAAACAAAGAUGGUAACCCCGAACUUGUCUAUUUACACAGAAGAAGCUCCAAACUCAAGUCUGUCACAAAAUCUAGGAACUAUGAAGUGACGGAAGUAUGUUGGAAUAAUGAGAACACUUCUGAGGUUACAACGGGUCCUAUUCUGCUUGGGACGUCACAGGGACACAUUUUGGAGACAGAGUUAGAAGCGGAUAGUGAUAAAAUGUUUACUGCUAACCAGCAGUAUUGGCGACAGAUAUUCGACAUAGUGGACAAAGACUCUAACCCCCCGAUCACCGGCAUACAGUUCCACCGAGUGAACAACACGAACAAGUUCUUCGUGUUUAUAACCACGCCAACCAAACUGUACCAGUUCAUAGGAUACGCUGGCACUACGGACGGGAAGCUGUCUCUUCAGUCCAUAUUUCACAAGUACCUGACGAUCCCCGAGACUGGUAUCCAGGAGAUCCCAUCAUCUCUGAAGUACUCUAAGCUACAGUUUUAUUUCGACCACAACAACGUGCCUAAGACCUUCGCCUGGCUCACGGGCCCUGGAAUAUUCUAUGGACAGUUGGACCCGUCAUCCCAGCAGAACUCCAACUCCCUGUUCACGCAAGCCGGCCUCAUCAACUACCCCGACGACAAAGACAGAGACGACAAGGACAGAGCGCCCCUCUCUUUCGUUCUCACAGAAUUCCACGCCCUCCUCAUGUACCCCGACCGGGUCAAAGCCGUCUCCCUUCUCAACCACGAACUUGUCUACGAAGACAUCUACUCGGAAGCACACGGAAAACUAAAAAAUAUAGUCAAAGAUUUCAGAAAGAGAACCAUCUGGGCUGUCACAGAUAAAACUUUAUUCAGAUAUAAAAUUGUUAGGGAAGAACGCGAUGUUUGGAAAAUUUACUCCGAUAAAGAACAGUUCGAUUUAGCUAAGGAAUACUGCUGCAAUAACCCAGCGUAUAUAGAUAUAAUUAACGUGAAACAAGCUGAAAUAUUAUUCGCUAAAGGCGAAUAUGAAAAAAGUGCAGAAAUAUUCGCCGACACUCAAAGCAGCUUCGAAACUAUUUGUCUCAAGUUUCUAGAAGCUGAUCAGACGAAUGCUUUAAAAAUUUACUUAAACAGGCGAUUAGAAUCUCUAAACGAAGACGAUAAGACUCUAAUAUCAAUGAUAGUAAUCUGGAUUACAGAAUUAUAUCUAUCUCAGUUAGGUAUGCUAAGGCGAACGGGGCAAGAGGAUACGCAAAAGUAUCAUCAACUUCAAAGCGAUUUCGAAGUCUUCCUAGUGCAACCUAGAGUCGAAAAAUGCAUGCAGCAUGUUAAAAAGGUUAUAUACGAUCUAAUGUCCUCUCACGGCGAUAAGCAGAACUUGAUCAAGCUAACAAUUUUAAACGAAGACUACGAGAACGUUAUAGCGCAGAAUAUUUACAAGAAGUCAUACGCGGAAGCGUUAAGCACGCUCUCGACUUUAAAGAAACCUGACUUAUUUUACCAAUUCGCGCCAGUUUUAAUGGAAGAAGAACCCAAACUAACAGUAAAUACGCUUAUCUCUCAAGGGACAAGAUUGAAUUAUCUCAAACUCUUACCAGCAUUUCUUUCUUGUGAGAACGAUGAGGCCCACGUGGGUGAAAUCAUGAGGUAUUUGGAGUUCAUAAUGCAGAACUUCAACGUGAAGGACACGGCUAUACAUAACUAUUUGUUGACGUUGUACGCGGAACAUAACAAGGUGGCGCUCAUGAGGUACCUGGAGAGGCAGGGGCAGGAUGCCGCGCUGGUCAACUAUGAUGUACAUUAUGCGUUGAGAUUAUGCCGCGAGAGAGAGCUGCCCGAAGCCUGCGUAAAACUCUCAGCAUUACUUGGACUGUGGGAGGCAGCCGUCGAACUCGCUUUACAAGUGGACCUGGCCUUGGCUAAGGCUGUGGCCGCUUUACCACCGGAGACAGCCACGCAGCGAGCUCUUUGGCUGACUAUCGCGGAGCACGUGAUCACGAAGAACCAAGACCUCCGAGAAGCCAUGAGCUUCCUCACAGAGUGUCCUCUCCUGAAGAUAGAAGACCUCCUCCCGUUCUUCAGCGACGUGGUCACCAUCGACCACUUCCGCGACCCCAUCUGCCAGUCGCUCCAGGAAUACAACUGUCAAAUAAAGGAACUGAAAGCAGAAAUGGAUGAAGCCACCCAAGCUGCUGAAUCGGUCCGCGCAGACAUCAAGUCGUUCCGCAACCGCAGCGUGUGCGUCUCUGUGACGGAGACAUGCUGCCUCUGCGACAUCGCGUUACUGCUGCGGCCGUUCUACCUGUUCCCGUGCGGGCACAAGUUCCACGGCGACUGCACGAGGGCGCACGCCGUCGACAUACUGAGCCCAGCCCGCCGUAACAAGCUAGCCGAUCUGCAGCGCCAACUGAACGUGCUCUCCAACAUCGAAUUAUCCACCAUCACCAGCAACGGGUUGCCGCUGAGAGAAGUGCUGCGGAACGAGAUCGACGACAUCGUGGCCAACGAGUGUCUCUUCUGCGGCGAGCACAUGAUCAACUGUAUAGACAAGCCGUUCAUCGCUGACGAGGACUGGGAUCGGGUUAUGAAGGAGUGGGAAUAGCCCUGGACCACCGUCACUAGCCCCGCUGAGAGAAGUGCUGAGGAACGAGAUCAACGGGUCGUUCGGUCGAGUCGUUCAACGCUAAUGAGGACUGGGACCGGGUUAUGAAAGAGUGGGAAUAGACCUGGAAGUUACUUUAGUACCUACGUAAACGGGCAUUUUCAUUAUUUGGGACCCCCCAAUUAGCGAAAGUUGUUAACAAAAAUUAACUCGCUGUCAGUUUUGUAACGAUAAGUAAGCAUGAAAUUACAAUAAAAAUAUUGUUUUUGUGUUAAUUACAUAAACUUUAA